UUGGUUUUGUUUGUUUGUUUGUUUGUUUUUUUUUUUUUCUGUCUCUCUUUCAUGCAAUGUGCCAUAAAGAAUAAUUUGAAUUUUCAAUACUUUUCACUCUCUUUAUCUUUCUAUAUCUAUAUAUUCAUAUUCGUAUUUCAUAGUAUUUCAUAGUAUUUCUUUGAUGUGUUCAAUUUGAGUCGGUUCAUUGACGUCGUCUUCGUCGUCGUUGUCCGUUUCUGCUUUGAAUCUGCAAUUCACGUGAACUCCAAGUGAUUGUCGUUGCUCGUUUUGGUUUCGCUUUCGAAUGUUGUUUUGGAAUCGGAAUCAAGGGUGUCGUCAUCGUCCUCUUUCUUCUCUUCUUUUGUUUUUUUUUUUUUUCUAAAAAACUUUGUAUAUGUUGAUUUGACCUCUUCUUUGAUCGGCCAUGGAAGACACGGAGAGUUGUAGUAGCAGAGCUUCGGAGUCGGUGCCGAUUCGGAAGCGGAGGCAGAAAGUUGAGGUUUAUCACGAGAUUGUUCGGAGACUCAGAGAUUCGGACAACGAAGAGGCUAGUCAGCCUGGUUUCGAGGACGAGCUUUGGGCUCACUUCAAUCGACUUCCGAUUAGGUAUGCAACUGAUGUGAACGUAGAGAGGCCAGAAGAUGUUCUUAUGCACAAGAGAUUGUUGCAUCUGGCAUAUGACCCUACUACUAGACCUGCGUUUGAAGUCCGACUUGGGCAGGUUCAUGCUGUCUCUGAUGCAACCUCCAGUGAUUCUGUUCAUUCAAACUUCAUAAGAAAAGUGGAUGCGCAAAUUUCUGAUUCUCCUGGCAGGCACAGCUUUCAUCCACCAUUUGCCUUUGGCUUGUCACCAAAUCUUGAACUUGCAUUUGAAGCAAACAAAUCAAAUGGUCAAGUUGGAGAUGAUGGUAAUCUGCAUUUUUUCCGGCAUCUAUAUGAAAUUACAAUUUCGACAAUUGACAAGCCAAAACUUCUGAGUCAGAAACAAACCUUGAAGGGAAGAAAAAGAAGUCGAAGACAGAAAAGGAGGAUUCGAAGCAGAGAAGAGUCGAAGAAGAAGAAGAAGAUGAAGGCAGAGAAUGAAGAUUCGAAGAAAAAGAAGAGCAGCGAAGAAGAAGACAGAAAAGGAGCAUACCUGUUGACUUCCUUACUUUCUGAGAUUGGGCUGAAUAUCCAAGAAGCACAUGCUUUUUCUACUACAGAUGGUUACUCCCUGGAUGUUUUUAUUGUUUAUGGCUGGGCAUACGAGGGAACAGAGCAGCUUACAAACGUUUUGGUGAAGGAAAUUCCAAAGAUUGAGAAGCUAUCUAGGUUGAAACAUCAUCUCAUAUCUCCUAUGGGGGAGUUACAGCAAACUGGGAUCGAGCUAAAUCCUGACCACGUGAACAUACCUACUGAUGGCAUUGAUGUAUGGGAAAUUGAUCCCAUGCUGUUGAAAUUUGACCAAAAAAUUGCUACUGGAUUAUAUGGAGAUUUGUAUAAAGGUACUUUCAAUAGUCAGGAUGUGGCCAUCAAAGUUCUCAGGGCUGAAUAUCUAAAUGAUGUGCAGAAGGAGUUUGCUCAGGAAGUUUACAUACUGAGAAGAGUUCGGCACAAGAAUGUUGUGCAAUUUAUUGGUGCAUGUACAAGACCUCCAAGCCUAUGCAUUGUGACUGAAUUCAUGUCCGGUGGGAGUGUGUAUGACUUUAUGCAUAAGCGCAAAGGCAUUUUCAAAUUACCAGCCUUGCUGAAAGUAGCAAUUGAUGUUUCAAAGGGGAUGAACUACUUGCACCAGAAUAAUAUAAUCCACAGAGACCUCAAGGCUGCCAAUCUUUUAAUGGAUGAAAGUGAAGUUGUUAAAGUAGCUGAUUUUGGUGUUGCCAGGGUGGAAACACCAUCCGGAGUGAUGACUGCAGAAACUGGAACAUAUCGUUGGAUGGCUCCAGAGGUUAUUGAACACAAACCAUAUGAUCGCAAGGCUGAUGUUUUUAGCUUCGGAGUUGUAUUAUGGGAGCUGCUAACAGGAAAGCUUCCUUAUGAACAUUUGUCCCCAUUACAAGCAGCAGUUGGCGUAGUUCAAAAAGGUCUAAGGCCUGUGAUACCAGAUCACACAUAUCCAAAGAUGGUGGAAUUGCUUGAAAGAUGUUGGCAGCGAGACCCAACUUUGAGGCCAGAAUUUUCUGAAAUAAUAGAGAUCUUGCAACAAAUGGCAGAGAAGGUUGCAGAAGAAGAGGACUGCAUCUAAGAGAAAUUUCUAAAUACUCACGGAUAGAUAGCCAAUGAAGAGGUAAGAGAGCGAGGAUGGUGGGUAAUGUUUACAUUAAUGUCAAUUAAUUUUGUAUUUUCAUUUGUUUUCUUAGACCAUAUCCCUUGGGGGGACCUAAUCUGUACACAUUGGAAAAGACAACUUUAGUCCCUAUCACAAUUGUAUAUGGCAACUGUUUGUCUUUUGUAAUUUAGGUUGGCUAGCUGUUGGUGAGGGACAGAACUGCAGGGAUUGAUAAUGAUGUAUAUAACCUUGCUGCAGACAGACUCCUACUAAAUUACUAAAUUUUUUACUGUGGAAUA
Molecule: messenger RNA, 2529 nt
Organism: Camellia sinensis
Lineage: Eukaryota; Viridiplantae; Streptophyta; Magnoliopsida; Ericales; Theaceae
Product: serine/threonine-protein kinase STY46
Biological process (GO): protein phosphorylation
Molecular function (GO): protein serine/threonine kinase activity; ATP binding
Source: RefSeq, a predicted model, not a curated record